AUGGAUUCCGAGUCCGUCGUCGCGCAGGUCCAGCGCAAGAUUGAGCUCCAGAGCCCCGAGGACCUCGCCUACCUCAUCACCAACGUGCGCAACGCCGCAGUCGAGCACCUCAACGAAGCCUUUCCGCCCGUCGACGGCGCCGAGGAGGAUGAGCUGCGCAUCCAGAUUGAGGUGCUCGUGAACGAGUACAUCAACAAGACCUUCUCUCUCGCCGCGCCCAACCUCACCAUCAACGGCCUCCCCGUCCCGCCCACGGCCAUCGUCGCCGCCGCCGCCGCCAUGCCCCCCGACACCGUCUACGAGCCCUUUGACACGCGCAAGCGCCGCCAGGUCGCAGACCUCAUCACCCAGGAGGAGAAGCUGCUCGAGGACGUGGCCGCGCUCAAGCGCUCCGUGCCCGCCAAGGUCGCCGCCGAGCACGCCGAGCGCGUCCGCGCCGCCAUGCGGCAGGACGAGGAGGACCUCCGCGAGCGGGUCGCCAGGGACGCGGCCGCGGCCGAGGCCAGUGCUGCUGCCGCUGGCGGCGGGCUGCUGCCGGGCGUGUCGAGGCUGCAGCGGCAGGAGGGCGUCGAGGACGGCUUCAAGAGCGCCGUUCAGGGGCUCGGGAGGCUGAAGAGGGACAUGCCGGCCGUCGUGGCCAAGAUGGAGCGGGCGAGGGUUGCAGGGGAGUAUGUCGUCACUAGGGGGCGGUGA
Messenger RNA from Trichoderma reesei QM6a, 693 nucleotides. RefSeq lists its product as uncharacterized. The record is from RefSeq and is a predicted model, not a curated record. The coding region runs from base 1 to 693 and encodes 230 amino acids. The transcript is spliced from 2 exons. Gene Ontology annotation, cellular component: kinetochore; MIS12/MIND type complex. Lineage: Eukaryota; Fungi; Ascomycota; Sordariomycetes; Hypocreales; Hypocreaceae. Gene Ontology annotation, biological process: mitotic sister chromatid segregation.